GCAAAUAACAGCUUGACAGAGAAUGAUCUCACUGCUACGGAAUGCUUGUUUAUCGCUUGAUUGCGUGCCACCAGCCUCGCUUUCACAGCACAGGGAGGAACGAGUUGAAAGUCGGUGAACGCGUUUUGAAGAAAUUAAACACAGCGGCUGGGAAGAGCUAUCGGAGCGAAGAUGAUGGUGUGGUUGAGACCGACCUCGAAACGGAGAUCGCUUAUACUAGGGUGUUUUUUCUUGGUAACUUUGAGGACCAUGUUGUUUGUGAUUCAGUUUUACAAGGAAGAAACAGCAAGAACUCGAAAACCUGCCCGUGUGCAAACAGGUGGAGGUGAAACACCGGUUCUUCCGCCGGUUUGGAAUAACUUAGUCAAGUGGAAGAAAGAAGACUUUCCUAAGAGGCAGCGAAAACGAUUGAUAAUUUACUGGUCGGGAGUUAGGGGACACAAGGUGCCCGUUCAAAAGAGUGGCGUGAAUCAUACAAAUUACUGGCCGUUUUUUUACGCGGGUCAACCUGGGGAAUGCCCCGUACCGUGUGAGCUGUCCAACGACCAAUCACGCGCUGCUGAAGCUAGUGCGUUUGUUGUUCACGCUAGACCACCGGAUAUUUCGAAUCUUCCACCGAUUGAAAAUUUAGCUCCGUGGAUUCUUCAAACUAAUGAAAAUCCUGUAUACACACCGACACUGUAUAAUGCGCGCAUUAUGUCGCAGUUCAAUCUGCUUAUAAGCUAUCGUCUGGACUCGGAUUUUCCUGCUCCGAUCUAUCCCAUGCCUGGAUUAGAUCCCCCUAUACCAUUUCAAAAGCGACAGGGAGAUAUUCUCGCCAUCUUUUCUAAGUGUGAACCCGUUCGAACAGAAUACAUGCGGCAACUCAUGAAAUAUAUCCAAGUGGACUCUUACGGCGCAUGCCUCAAGAACAAAGAGGGACUUAUAGGAUUGUACGGGAAAAUCAAUAACAAAUAUGUCUUCAAAGAUCACAAGCUUGUUCUAACGAGGCAUUACAAGUUCUCUUUGGUUUUCAUGAAUCAAGACUGUGAUUACUUUAUAGACGACAGACUUUACCAUGCUCUCACAACCGGCUCGGUACCAAUUUUCAUGGGCACUGACAAAGUGGACGAGUUUUUACCUGGAAAUCUCAAGAACUCUAUUAUCAAAGUUAGCGAUUUUAAAAGCCCUAAAGAAUUAGCAAAGUAUCUUAAAUAUCUCAGUAAUAACGAGACUGCGUAUAAUAAGUAUCUAGAAUGGAAAUGGAAGGGACUAGGAAACAUUUUAAACACAACUAUUGGUCGUUGGUGGAAACCGCGGCACCCGCUUUUUUGCCAGGUAUGCAUGGCGCUGGCCAAGGGAAAGCUGCAUCGCGGAUUAAGGCUGGACUAUUGCCAACCGCGCCGUUACGAGGACUGGGGACUAAAGGACCCUAACGCUGACAUUCAAAAUCACUAUAGCACGUUUCUUUAUGUUGGUUUUGUAUUGUUUGUGAUUGUUAUACUAGUAUCAUGAAGUACACUUAGAAAGGCCCAAGUGAAAUUUUUUUUAAAGAUUUUCAAUUCCAGAGAAAGCGUGACAAUGAGAAACAAAGGGAAGCAUAACUUGGAGCCGGCAGGAUCGGACCCUGGUUGUUCGCCGCCUUAACAGUCAAAAGGGUUUAUGGUUAAUUUGCCCAAAGCAAGUUGCUCCCCUUAGUGUAAAACAAGUUCGCACGACCUUGAUCAGUUCGCCCCAAAACCUUUCCACUCGUGUCCCUGCCACAGAACGAAUUAAUUCCCUGCUGAAAUCAUUUUUGCGACUAACACGCAAUUUUAACAAUGAAACUAUAAGAAGGUUCGAUUAACUAGUAAGAAUGAGAAGAAUGAUGUGGGGGCGAACUGCUUGAUGGUGGGGUGAACUUGUUUAAAAUUAGGGACAAACGGGUGAUUGGGAGCGAGCUUGCAAUGGGGCGAAUUCACCAGGUACCAUAAUAAACCUGGUAAAGGAAAGGGGGGUGGAAUACUUUUAGACUUGCUUUUUUGAGACUCUGUUGUGAUUUUAUUUCGUAGCCCAGUUUUAGUUUUGAUAGGCUCCGACGCGAAUGAAUGAGUUUCGGAGUGUAAACAUUACCCUACAGAAAAUUCUUCGAAAUCGUAGGAUGUUCGCUGUAAAUCAUACCAUAUACGUAAUUCAGAUAGAAUUUACGAGCACCUUAAAUGUGGUGACAAACUGAAGAAAGAAAGUGAAAAAGUUUUUUCUUGUGGCUUUCCUACUUAUUUUUUGAAAAAAAAAACUCUCUCGAACAACGUUCAUACCGCCAGUAGCGAAGGAAUAAUCAUGAUUGAAGCAAAUAUAUGUAUAUAUGCUUUGUGGUGAAUUUGAAUUUCGUCCUAUCUAGGCAAGGGACUAAGCUAAAAAUACUUUUCUGCCUUUUUUUUCCGUUUAUUUUAAUCUGAUCACUCAGCCCGUCAAUUGGUCUUCAGUGCAUUUUGUUUUUGUAUAUUCCACCGCUCACUCCUCCCGAAGCCUGGAGAGAGUCCAGAGAGUAGUGGUAACAGUGGUAGCUAUUUUUACCUCGUCAUGACUUUCUGACUAAUAUGUUUUGGAUCAAUAGAAGAUAAAUCGAGCUUAAACUUGUAAUUUUUAGGUGUUCGGUUAUGUGCAUAUUGUUACUGCAGCUUAGCAUGCUUUUUAAAUAAAAAUCGCCAGCUUCAUAGCUUGUUUGGAGUUUAUGAGAAA
Pocillopora damicornis (cauliflower coral) is the source of this 2700-nucleotide messenger RNA. Its product is annotated as GDP-fucose protein O-fucosyltransferase 3. The record is from RefSeq and is a predicted model, not a curated record. Gene Ontology annotation, cellular component: membrane. Gene Ontology annotation, molecular function: alpha-(1->3)-fucosyltransferase activity. Lineage: Eukaryota; Metazoa; Cnidaria; Anthozoa; Scleractinia; Pocilloporidae.